AUGCUUGUAGCAAGAACUGGCCGCUUUUGGACGAACGGUCUCCGUGCUCUUUUGACUAGAAGCACUUUGGCUGGUCCAAACGUUCUUCUCUCAAAAACUCAAUCCUUUCGUUAUGCCGGUGCAAGGUUUAUGUCUGACAAAGUAUUUAAGCGUUCGAAACCUCAUGUGAACGUAGGAACCAUUGGUCAUGUUGAUCACGGAAAGACUACUCUUACGGCGGCUAUAACGAAAACUUUGGCAGAAACUGGUCAAGCCAGUUUUAUGGAUUACAACCAGAUUGACAAAGCUCCAGAAGAAAAAGCGCGUGGAAUUACCAUUUCCACUGCACACGUAGAAUACGAGACCAAAAAGCGUCAUUACGCACAUGUCGAUUGUCCAGGACAUGCAGAUUACAUUAAAAACAUGAUCACAGGUGCAGCGACGAUGGACGGUGCCAUCAUUGUGGUCUCUGCCACUGAUGGGCAAAUGCUUCAAACACGAGAGCAUCUGUUGUUAGCGCAUCAAGUGGGUGUGAAGGACAUUGUUGUGUACAUCAACAAAGUUGAUAUGGUCGACGAGGAUAUGGUUGAGUUGGUUGAAAUGGAAAUGCGUGAAACUCUUUCUCAAUACGGCUACGAUGGAGACAAUGCCCCCGUUAUUGCAGGCAGUGCUCUUUGCGCUCUUGAGGGUCGUAACCCUGAGAUUGGUCGUGACAGUAUCUUGAAGCUUUUGGAUGCCGUCGAUGAAUACAUUAGCACCCCUCAACGUGAUGUGGAUAAGCCUUUCCUUAUGGCCAUCGAGGAUGUUUUCUCUAUUUCUGGUCGCGGUACUGUCGUGACUGGUCGUGCAGAACGCGGAACCUUGAACAAGGGUUCUGAAGUUGAACUUGUGGGUUACGGAAACACGAUCAAGACUACGGUUACGGGCAUUGAAAUGUUUAGAAAGCAGCUUGAGAGUGCAAUUGCAGGCGACAACUGUGGCCUUCUUUUGCGUUCCAUUAAGCGUGAACAAGUACGCCGGGGUAUGGUUGUAGCUGCUCCCGGUUCUGUUUCUGCGCAUAAAAAAUUCAAGGCAUCCUUCUAUAUUCUUACAAAAGAAGAGGGUGGUCGCCAUACUGGUUUCGUCGACAAUUAUCGUCCUCAGAUGUACACACGAACCUCAGAUGUUACUGUGGAGUUGAAGCACGUUGAAGGCGCUGAUCCUCAUGCUCUCGUAAUGCCUGGAGAUAAUGUUGAGCUUGUCUGUUCGUUAAUUCAUCCCAUUGUUGUUGAAAAAGGACAACGCUUUACUAUUCGCGAAGGCGGUAACACAGUCGGAACUGGACUAAUUACAGAAAUUAUUGAGUAA
Schizosaccharomyces japonicus yFS275 is the source of this 1326-nucleotide messenger RNA. RefSeq names its product translation elongation factor EF- Tu Tuf1. The transcript has 2 exons. NCBI's taxonomy places the organism in Eukaryota, Fungi, Ascomycota, Schizosaccharomycetes, Schizosaccharomycetales, Schizosaccharomycetaceae. Gene Ontology annotation, cellular component: mitochondrial matrix; mitochondrion. Gene Ontology annotation, biological process: translational elongation; mitochondrial translation; mitochondrial translational elongation. The record is from RefSeq and is a predicted model, not a curated record. The coding region runs from base 1 to 1326 and encodes 441 amino acids. Gene Ontology annotation, molecular function: translation elongation factor activity; GTPase activity; GTP binding.